AUGCGGGUCGCAGCCCUCAUACCGCACGCUACCGCUGCCGAACUGCUGCCGGAGAACAUGGGGGGUUCAGAGGCGGUGGAGGGGCAUGAGGAGGCGGGAGGCGGCGGCGGGAGCGACCAGCCCGUGCUUGAGAUGGGGCAGAUCAUACAAGUGAAGAGCAAGACCCUCGGACGGUUCAAGGAGGUGAGGGACAUCCUGAUGGGUGAGCACAGGAGCGAGUGGAACCAGGUUGUGGUGCAAGGGAUGGUGACCGGGAAGGUGAAGAACGACAAGUACAUCGUGGACUGGAACAUCUCGGGUCAGAAGGUCAGGCUCUGUGUCAAAGGACACGUGCUAGCUAGGAAACGACUCUACGACGCGUCCUCCGCCUCGCUGAAUCGAAGUGCAGGGCAGAACGCGCAGGCUGGUAGCGACGAUGGGAGCACUGGGAUGGUGGGGGCGGACCCUGAAGAUGACGCUUCUGUAGGCGACGAGCACGAUACCAUACCGGCAGAAACUGUGAGUGCCCUGCAGUGCGACUCUGCGGAUGAAGCGCUACAAUGGGAUGCUUGCGAAAACGGGGUCCAAACCGACCAACGCAGGGCCCUGGGGUUUGAGUUUGCCACCACCACCUUCAACUGGCCGGAGUCCAUGCGGUCUGCUGAUCCGAAGACUGAGUUUGACUGCUGGAAACUGAUGUUUCCCUGGCAAUUCUUCUUCGGCAAGAGUAGGAAGAAUGGGUCCUGUCUCCAAUGGACGAAUGACAGCUUACCAGCUACUGUGGACCCUUUCACCGAGUGUGAAUUCCUGCAGUAUCUUGGUGUUGUCUACACUAAAGCUCUCUUUCCUAAAGGGAAUUUCUUGCACUUGUGGGGGUCCGGCAAUGGAGAACUGAUUCGAGCCCCUGAUCUGGGUACAAGGUACAAGGUGUCGCAGGAUCGCUUUGAGCUCUGGGUGAAGCAUGUCAAAUUAUGCUCCCCAGAGUACGAGAACGGUCACGAGAGUACAGAAUGCAUGUAUCCGUUGAUAGAUGCAUUCAAUCGUAACAGAGUACAGAGCAUUCGUGCUGGAACUGAGCUGUUUGUGUUUGAAGACGUCGAUCUGCGCAGCAUCUCCAAUGAGUAUACAAGUAGAAGUCGCUCUACUUUGAAUGGGGCAGCAAGUAUCUGUAAGAGAGCUGGUAUCGAAUACACGAAGCUUGCAGAGUGUACCUUUGGGAUUACACUUGCGUUGGAACCCAGGCGGGAGCUGGGCAUGGAGUUGGAUGUCAGCAGCAGCGCUGCUACACUCAUCAGCGUUGCAAAAAAAUAUCUUGACAAAGGACAUGUCAUACACGGGAGCUCGGGGUUCUCAUCAGUCGUGAUUGCAAAGGCGCUGCUCUCGCGACAAACGUUUUUCACGGGGUUGCUCAGAAAGUCUCCGCCAGGCUUCCCGAAGAAGUUUUUGAAGGCUGACGCUGAGGCCUCUGGCGAACAGCAAGGAGCUACCAGAACCGCAACGGCCCAAGUUGAGCUGCAAGGCAAGAUGCGACUUAUCUAUGGCCAUGGCUGGAUCGAGAGCGGACUGUCAGGCAAGGAGAAGAGACUUCUGGUUUCUACAUGGAACACAACAGACAAGUCAGAAGUUCGCAGCGAGGACUCUGUCAGUGCAAGGAAAUCAGGAGCUGACUCGUGGCAAGCACCCGCAUCGAAAGUCAUGUCGUCAUACUUCACGGCAGCGACCAAGAUCUACCUUAGCAAGCACAAUGAUCAGGAUGAGCUGGAGCAGGAGAGCUCGAUUGGGAAGCAGAAUUGUCAGCUGGCCAUGUUGUGCGACGUUCUCAGAACAAUGGAACUGGACGCUUUCAAGGUUUACUGUGCCUCCAACCCUUCCGGUGGUCCCGUUCGACACAUUGUGUACACUGAAGCGCUCUGUACGCAACUCUUGACCAGCGGGACUGAUAGCAGUCACAGUCAAGGCAAGGCGAACUCAACUUGUGACGGGGGAGUCUCACAGAUCAUGGAUAUCGAUGAUUCAGGUGAUUCGUCCAAGGGCAUACACACUUUGGGGUUGGUGAAUGACCAUGUCAUCAAGUGGAACUUGAGAACUUCUCAAUCCUUCGAUGAGAAGCGGGCCAUCAGAGUCAGAUGUAGAGUAUCGAGAAGGAUCGCAACAAACGGCCUUAUGGAUUGUGUGGGCCGACCACACGCAGGAAAUGUUAUUCAGAACAUGUGA
This is a messenger RNA of Guillardia theta CCMP2712, 2193 nucleotides long. RefSeq lists its product as hypothetical. The record is from RefSeq and is a predicted model, not a curated record. Bases 1 to 2193 code for a protein of 730 amino acids. The transcript has 3 exons. Lineage: Eukaryota; Cryptophyceae; Pyrenomonadales; Geminigeraceae.